UGACUAUUCCGCUCGUGUCUCUCAAGGAGGCGCAGCGGAACGCAGCGAUCAAGUACCGGGGUCUCUGAGCCCGGGCUUGACGUCCGCGGGUCUGGUUGAUGGAGCGUCGUAUGCCGUGGUACCGCCGACUCACAGGCGGGCGGGUGCGACGUUCAAUUGGCGUUGGGGAAUGUGUUCCAGCGGUGGCGCAGUUGACGACGCCAGCAGUCCAGCAGAGGGGCUUCAGGGCUGUCGCGCGCGGGCGCGCGUUGUCCUGGUGUUUCAAGUCUGGCUGCUGGUCGAGACUGAAAGCGGCCGUUGGCAAUUGGACUGUGCGAUCUACGGGGGUGGUGGUCGCCAGUCAGAAAAGCCAGGAUUGGGUGUUGGACUGGGGUGUGGAAGCGAACCGUCGAGAUAAUCCUAGGCCUCGAGGGGUCGCAGAAGCCUCCGAGAAAGCACUUCGUCCUGGCAUUUGGGUGCGCGGAGACAUCAUGGUCUACCGCUGCGCUCUGGGAUUCGAGUUCGUGGUUCGGGUUCAGGUUUCUAAAAAAAGGGCAAAAGAGAAAAACAGUUCGAAGACUAAAGCACAAAAUAGUGUCCGCGUACCAUCUUCGUCUGCGUUGAUCUUUGCGUUUCAGUUCCAGGAUUCCUCUUCAACCUCAAGACUAGGGACGGUGUGCUGCUCAAGACCAGGACGAAGACCGGGACCGGGACCGGGACCAGGAGGGCGGCGGUCAAGUAUAGCCAACGGAUCUGGCGGAGUGUUGACUCGGGAGUCAUGCCCCGAGUUACCUCCUGCCUACAUCCCGCGGAUUUCUUUUGAAUCUCAUCCGUAACGUACCUCUUCACAGGGCUUCGACUAACAUCGAGUUCUUCGAAAGACGAGUCCGUUUCGUUCUCAUUAUUUGUUGUUCACUCACUGACCCCUUUGCUCUCUUUCAUUUCAGGUCGUGCAUGGCGAGGGGUAGCUUGAGGCCGGUCGACGGUGGAUGCGGGGGAGGAUGGGUCGG
Molecule: messenger RNA, 989 nt
Organism: Fomitopsis serialis
Lineage: Eukaryota; Fungi; Basidiomycota; Agaricomycetes; Polyporales; Fomitopsidaceae
Exons: 1
Coding region: 99-815 (238 amino acids)
Source: RefSeq, a predicted model, not a curated record